AUUUCUAGAACCCUUUUCUUGUCAGGAACCACACACAUCAUAUGGGCAGAUCUACUACAGACGGUCUCUCAAGUACGUGAAAUAUCAUUUGCUGCCAAUGCCCUCGCGGACCUAGUGUCGUCAUACGAGUCACGUGGUGGACACGUGUCUCACAUUCUCUGUGGGGACUUCAAUAUUGAGCCCCAUUUUCCCGCCUAUCAGCUUUUAAAGGAAGGGAGACUGAGUGUAAGGGAGAUGGAGGCACUGAAAAGUGUGGAGUACAUCCGAUGGGCUCCUGAUAUUGAACAGCCAUCACAGGUGAAAGAAGUCUGCGACACAGCCGUUUUUAGUGUCGUCACGCAACUCUCUUGUGGGGAGAAGCGUUGCGUGACGACACUAAAAACGGCUGUGGAGCAGACUAAGGUAAAAGAUGAGAAAGGUUAAACUUGUUGGUACAAUAUCAUGGCUAACAAACUGAUAAAAAAAAGAAAAGCUUUAACAAUUCCUAAUGGCCAACAAUCAUCCAAAUCCGAGUAUGUUUGCACGCUUGUGUUCAGGGCUAGCUAACAAUACCCUUAACCUACGCAUCUGUUUGGUCCCACAGAUUGAACCUGCGACCUGGACUGAAAUGUUUAAAGAGUGAACAGGUUAUCACUGGUUAUUAACAAUUUGAUAUUCUCUGACUACUACUUAAAGGUUCAGGGCUCCUCCUGUUUACGACGUGCCACCACUGCUUUCCUGUCCAACAGGUUGAAACGCAAAUAAAAUGGUAACUUUUGUCCAGAAAUUCCCAGCUUAUAAAGUUUCUCAAUUUUCUUUUUUUCUUUGCAGCUCUUGCCUGAUCAAAUGUCUCUUUUAAACAAAGCCCAAGCAAAUUUUCACCAUCCCCUUAAGAAUCUUCAAAGUGCCUACAAGACCAUUCUGGUAAGAUACAUCAAGCAAAACUAUUUCUGUUAAGCCAAAUUUAUACAUUUAUUGACGGCUUUUUGUAUCAUAAUGAGGGGGUAUCAUGAAGACGCCAAGGGAUCGGCGAAUUUUGAAAAUAUAUUGAUUUAGAGUGAAAUUUUCGAGGCGGAAACCCUAUUCACCCCCGCCCAUCAUGAAAAGCAAAUUUUUGUUACGAAUACAAGAUUUAGGAAAGUACGAGUUUUAAACCAAUUUCGAACUUCUUAAAAAUGCUUAAUUGUUCCAAGACAUGUAUGCCUACGAAAGUAUCUUUAUGACUGUCAGUAACACUAAAGGAUGAGAGUGUCUGGGAGAAAUAACCGGCUUGAAAUAAUCGCACUCAUACUUGAUCUAGUACGAAUUACUUCAAUCUAAUAGUAAAGUCCUUAGAGCUAGGUUACAAAAUUUUAAACACUGACUUCAAGGUCGGCGAUUUAUAAAGAUCGGCGCCUUACGUGACAUUAUUUUUUAAAGUCAGAAUUACGAGCUGGCGAAGUAAUUAUUGAACACCAGCCUUGGUAUCCUGUUUUUUUUUUCCGUUGCGACAGGAACGGUUAAAGAAUUCCUGCCCGCUGGAUUCCCUAUGGCAUGUGCGCUACUUUUUUGUAACAUUUUCUUAAUUUUCAGGGCAACGAGCCGCAGUUCACAAAUCAUGAAGGAUCAGGCCGCGUUUGGACUUUAGAUUUCAUCUGGUUUAAUUGUGCGAGUCUCAAAGUGACAGCUGCCGUAGAGACGGUAUCCAAGGAAGCGAUAGAACCAUACGAGGGCUUGCCAAACCAGUUUUUCUCGUCCGAUCAUUUGCCGCUGAAGGCACAUUUUAAGUUCGCUGCGUCGCAAUGA
Messenger RNA from Porites lobata, 1764 nucleotides. Lineage: Eukaryota; Metazoa; Cnidaria; Anthozoa; Scleractinia; Poritidae. The record is from the annotation of a GenBank genome assembly.